This is a messenger RNA of Solanum tuberosum (potato), 1030 nucleotides long. RefSeq lists its product as uncharacterized. NCBI's taxonomy places the organism in Eukaryota, Viridiplantae, Streptophyta, Magnoliopsida, Solanales, Solanaceae. The transcript has 2 exons. The record is from RefSeq and is a predicted model, not a curated record. The coding region runs from base 56 to 487 and encodes 143 amino acids.
AGUAAGUUGUAACUUAGUAUUACUUGUGAUUUCAUUUACAAUUUUACAGAUUGAAAUGGCUAGUUCUACUGCUGCAGCAUCUAACACGUCCAGAAAGAGGGCAAGAAAAUCAACACCUUCAUCUCGAAGGGUGUGGACUCCAGAAGAGGAACUUACUCUUGUAGAUGGAUUAAAAGAAUUGUGUGUUAAUGGUUGGAGAGGAGAUAAUGGAACCUUUAGACAUGGAUAUUUAAUGGAAUUGGAACACUACAUGAAUGCUCGUCAUCCUAACUGUGGAUUGAAAUCUCUACCACAUGUUGAUUCUAAAAUAAGAGCAUGGAAAAAGAGUUAUGCAACAAUAUCGUUGCUAAAGAGUCGAAGUGGUUUAGGAUUUCAAUAUAGUGAUGGAAGUAUCUUAGUUGAUGAUCCUAAAGCUUGGGAUGACUUGAUAAAGGUUGAUCCAAAUGCCAAGUCAAUGAACUUAAAAAAAAUGUCCAUUAUUUGCUGACUGGGAAGAGAUAUUUGGCAAGGAUAGAGCUACUGGAGAGUUUGCAGAAGGGCCAAAAGAUGUUGUUGAAACAAUAGAAAGAAUUGAAGCUCAAGAAAUUACUGAUGGCACGUCUGUGGGAUUUCCUAUUGAUGUUGUCGACGUAGAUGAUGCUUCAGGCACAAGAGAAGAUCAAGCUGCUCAAGAGGAACCUAAUGUAUCACCUGGAGCAAUACAAAGUCCAUUUACUGCUCAAGAUGAACCUAAUGAAUCAACUGGAGCAGCACAAAGUUCAUUCACAACUCAAAAAGGUGAAACCCAUCAAUCUCAAAAACAAGGUAGUAGUUUUAAAGCAUCAUCUUCUAAAGUCAACGAAAAAAGUAGAUGCAAAAAAAGAAAAACAACUGAAGAUGAUAAUGAGACUGUUCUUAAAGGUUUGAUGGAGGUAAUGAAACAAUUCACUGAAAGCCAUAACAAAAGGAUGGCUUCUUUAAUUGACAAGCUAGGAGAGCGUGAUCUAUCUGAGAUUCGUGGUAAGAUAUUUUCUAUUAUCGGAUCCCCUGC